GCCAGAUCCUGACAGCUCAGCAACCUCUGAAGAACUUGUGGAGUACACCAAGACAACAGCGAUCACCACAGGUUUGGCCCUGCUUCUACUUCCCCUGGAGGGAAGCCUUGAGAGACUCCAUGGAAAAUCAGGCAGACCCCCACAAAUAUCUUCUAAACUUCAGCAACCACAUGGGUGGAGGUGGGGGAGAGUAGAAAUGUCAGAGAGGAAGCCAAGCCAAUCCUGGAUCCAGGUACUUGCGACAUGACUGUGGCUGUUUUUCUGGCCAUCCUGUGCUUGAGAGCAGCCUUGGCUGCUCCAAGGCCUGAUUACAGUUUGGAUGCCGAGUGGGAGGAGUGGAAGAGGAACAAUGCGAAAACAUACAGCCCAGAGGAGGAAAAGCAGAGGAGAGCAGUGUGGGAAGAAAAUGUGAAAAUGAUCAAAUGGCACACUAUGCAGAAUGGCCUGUGGAUGAACAACUUCACCAUAGAAAUGAAUGAAUUUGGUGACAUGACUGGUGAGGAAAUGAGAAUGAUGACAGAUAGUUCAGCUCUGACUCUAAGAAAUGGAAAACACAUCCAGAAACGCAAUGUCAAAAUUCCCAAAACCUUGGAUUGGAGAGAUACAGGCUGUGUGGCUCCUGUGCGAAGCCAGGGAGGAUGUGGUGCAUGUUGGGCCUUUUCUGUGGCCGCUUCCAUAGAAAGUCAGCUGUUCAAGAAAACAGGCAAACUGAUCCCACUGAGUGUACAGAAUUUAAUUGACUGCACAGUUACUUAUGGCAAUAAUGACUGUUCUGGAGGCAAACCUUAUACGGCCUUCCAAUAUGUGAAGAACAAUGGCGGUCUGGAGGCUGAGGCAACCUACCCAUAUGAAGCAAAGCUACGGCACUGCAGGUACCGUCCUGAACGUUCUGUUGUUAAGAUAGCCCGCUUUUUUGUUGUCCCAAGGAAUGAAGAAGCCCUAAUGCAAGCUCUAGUAACCUAUGGGCCCAUUGCUGUUGCAAUUGAUGGUUCGCAUGCAUCCUUUAAAAGAUAUCGAGGAGGUAUAUAUCAUGAGCCAAAAUGUAGGCGUGAUACUCUCGACCAUGGUCUACUAUUGGUUGGCUAUGGCUAUGAAGGCCAUGAGUCAGAGAACAGAAAAUACUGGCUGCUAAAGAACAGCCAUGGUGAACAAUGGGGUGAAAGGGGCUACAUGAAGCUCCCCAGAGAUCAGAACAACUACUGUGGAAUUGCUUCUUAUGCCAUGUACCCUCUGUUGUGACCUGCCUGGAUGUAGCAAGGAAGGAAAGAUUUUUAAGGCAAUAUAUACAGAAGAACCUCAUCCUAUUCAAAAUGGCCAGCCUCUUCUGUAUAAAAGGCACUAGUGUCAAUGAACAGCAGGGUAGGAGGUGAAAUCUGUGGUAUGUUUAGUAAGUCAUGACCACUGCUAGUCAUGACUGAUUUGUGUAAUUUACUCCUGUAAUGACCUGAUUUUAUGUUUUUCACUGUACCAAACGCUGUUCUUAAAAAAUAAAAGCAAACUAUAAA
This is a messenger RNA of Rattus norvegicus (Norway rat), 1505 nucleotides long. RefSeq names its product cathepsin 7 (gene Cts7). The transcript is spliced from 8 exons. The record is from RefSeq and is marked provisional. Gene Ontology annotation, biological process: proteolysis. Gene Ontology annotation, molecular function: cysteine-type peptidase activity. Bases 244 to 1239 code for a protein of 331 amino acids. NCBI's taxonomy places the organism in Eukaryota, Metazoa, Chordata, Mammalia, Rodentia, Muridae. Gene Ontology annotation, cellular component: perinuclear region of cytoplasm; Golgi apparatus; nucleus.